GAGAGAGAGAGGAGCAGAUACUAAGUUGUCCUGGUGCACGAGGAGCCGCAUCUUUGCAUGUUGUGUGUGUUUCUAGUGUCAGACACGCAGACAGAGGAGAGUCAUCCUCUGCUCAUUUCUGUUGGUAUCUGGCUGUAAUAUCACUCAGACCAAUAAAAGUGUCCCGGAGAAGCCUUGAAGAGGACAGCGCAGAGUGUGCUGCCGCUGCUGACCGAAUGCAGAGGAAACACUGAAAGCUGUUCUCCAAACCUCCCUGCAGCUUCAGGGGAGAUUAUCAGAUGUGUACCCAGCACUCAAAACCCCUGGCCUGGCCGCGGGGAUGGCAGCCUCUGCCCUGAACCUGAACGGCCUCGGAGUCAUGAACAGCAGUAAUCAGUUUCACACCCAGCCAGGCUCCUCGAGUACCACGUCUGCAGCUAGAACCAGUCCAGUGGGUCGACCUGUGCUGCCGGUUCCAGAUCGGAGCACCUACUGUCAGUUACUGGGUGGUGGAGCACUUUACAGCCCGACCAGUCCUAAGACAAGCCCUAGAACCCUGGGUCGAACCUUUGUCUUUCCCCCUUCGCUCUCCCCCAGCCCCACCCCUCGUGCUCGUUCCCCCUCCCCGCGAAGCCCGGAGCUCCUAGGAGUCAAUGUGGGCCAGCGGGUCCGACGACUGAGCUCACCCGGCGGUGAGGAGAGAGGGGAAGGAGAAGGGCAGGAGGAGAGGGGAGGUGAGACGGGAGGAGGAGAGAAGCGAGAGGACAGGAGACGCCAGGCACAGCUGCUGCAGAUACACAGAGAGCUGCAGAACGUCGAGGUCAGGGGAAAAGUUGGCAUUUUUGAGGCCCACAUUUCCGGAAUUCGUGCCCAGGUGCUUAACAGUGAGCUCCAGCGCAGCCCUCGGUCUCCAAGACGAUCAACAAGCGAAACCCCUUCGCAUCCCAGCCAGCAAAACACAGUCCUUGAAUGCCCAAUGACCCACCCACACGAGAGUAAAGUUCCCCCUGUUGUCCAGAAUGGAAGCGAGAGAGAAGAAGAAACAAUGGGAGGAGAAAGGAGAGAAGGAGGGAAGGAUGAAGGUGAGAAGGACAGCAGUGCUACUAAAACAAACACUGAGAACGAGACACUGAUUGGUCAAAAUGGCCGCCAUUCAGAAGCAACAAUGCAAACUCCCUGUUUAGACAGACCGUUUGUUGUUCUGGGUUCCCUUGAGACAUUAAACCCUGAUGCAACCACAGACAGAGAGAAAACAGAGGGAGAAAGACUGAGGAAAAUGGAGGGAGAAAAAGGCGAAGGGGAGGUAGAAAACACACAAAUGUGGGGAGACGAAAGAGAACGGACAGAGAGAGAAGUGAGAGGUGAGAAAGUGGACCGGUUGUGUCUUGAGAUGCCGCUCCAGACAGAGGCAAACAGGUUGGAGGUUAACCCGGAAACCCCUGCUUGUCCUCGGGCACAAAGCAGUGAGAGCUCUCCUUCUUUGCUGGACAUCACCAAUCACACCUCAAACCACUCUGCCUCCAUCCCUCCCUCCAUCCCUGCAGUCAUAAUAACUGACCAUGGUUUGGAAAGCCAGCCUCAAACUUUUGAAGGCCCUGGCUCAGACCAGGGACUAUGCUGCACCCCUAGCCCCAGCUCUAGCCCUGUCCCUGGGUCAAACUCCUCCACCCACUCCCUCAGGAAGCUGUCGUCCUCCUCUGCCUCCUCGGCUGGUUUCUCCUCGUCUUGGGAAGAGUCGGAGGAGGACGUUUCCAGUGAUACGGAGAAAGGAGAGCAGCUUCUCAACCCGGCACUCCUCAGUUCUAAACAGAAAGCGCACAAGUCUUGGAAGAAGAUUAAGAACAUGGUCCACUGGUCACCGUUUGUCAUGUCCUUCAAGAAGAAAUAUCCCUGGAUACAACUGGCUGGGCACGCAGGGAGCUUCAAGGCGGGAGCCAAUGGCCGUAUAUUAAAAAAACACUGUGAUUGUGAGCAGCGCUGUUUGUCCCUCCUGAUGAGAGAUGUGCUACGCCCAUACGUCCCUGGUUACCACGGAGACGUAGAGAAGGACGGCCAGAAAUACAACCAGAUGGAGGAUCUGUUGUCAGAGUUUGACUACCCGUGUGUGAUGGACUGUAAGAUGGGAGUGAGGACCUACCUCGAGGAAGAGCUGACCAAGGCUCGUAAGAAGCCCUCUCCGAGACCCGACAUGUACCAGAAAAUGAUCGAGGUUGACCCUGAGGCGCCUACGCCGGAGGAAAACGAGCAGAAAGUGGUGACCAAACCUAGAUACAUGCAGUGGAGAGAGACCAUAAGCUCAACAGCCACCCUGGGAUUUAGGAUAGAGGGAGUCAAGAAGGAGGACGGGACAGUGAACAGAGAUUUUAAGAAAACAAAGACGAGAGAGCAAGUUACUGCAGCCUUCCACGACUUCGUCAAAGGAAAUAAGGAUAUACUGACCAGUUAUCUAACCAGGCUGGAGGAAAUCAAAAAAACUCUGGAGAUCUCCCCAUUCUUCAAAACCCAUGAGGUUAUUGGCAGCUCCUUGUUAUUCGUUCACGACAGCAAAGGACGGGCCAAAGUCUGGAUGAUCGACUUUGGGAAAACCACGCCUCUUCCUGAAGGGGAUGAACUUACUCACCGAGCAUCGUGGGUAGAGGGCAACAGAGAAGAUGGUUACCUUUUUGGACUUGAUAGUUUGGUGAACAUCAUUUCAUCCAUGGUGAACUCUGAGACUUGAAGUCUGAGCGAACAUUCGGACACACGACAACCACUUCCAUUCAUUCUUCCAACACUUUGGACUUCCUCAAGGAUUCCUUAACAGUUCUCAUGAUGGAAACCACAUCAUCCCAUAACAGUGUGUGGCCAAAUCCAUUCAUACAUGCAACCUGUCCAUUCAUGUACAGUGGAUUUCAGGAUCUUGCUCUUCCCCAUCCAUAUCCCAUUGUGAUGUGAUCGUUAUAUCCUCGAGACCAGGCCGUAUUAGGCCUUUUUCACAGCAGACAGUUUAACUUGUCAUAGCAGGAAAAACACAGACAGAACGAAUAACAUUACCGACCCCUUAGUUCCCAGUAAGCUAUCCCUGUGAGUCAGCAUGCACAAUAUCAUUCAUGUUAUUUGUUACCACUUUGUUUUUUCUACUAUAACAUGUUGCAAUGUCUGCUGUGAAAAGAUGGAUUAUACCUUUUUACUGCAGGAAUUCUCCAUUUAAAAGCAAAACAAUUUGAAUAUACAAAUUAAAGGCUGUUAUUGUACUCAAAUCCCAUAAGAAGACCUAAAAUAAUAUAAUAUAUAUUAUAUAUAAUAUAAUGUGUUAGUCUGUCUGGUGAUAUUUGCCAGCCUGUCUGUCUCAGUCCACUGAAGACGUACAUAAGACGUACAUUUUAGAUCAAAAAUAUAUGGUUUCAUUUAUUAAAAAAAGGCUACAUAAUUUUCUAAAUCAGCGGGGCACUGUAGUUUGUAGCAAACAUUAUUCAAGCAGGAAUAUAAUAGUUCAUCUUAAAGCUAAUUUGCAUCUACAGUCCCUUGGCAGGUUUCUGUCUUACACAUUGUAUUUGGUGCAAAAAAAACAACUGUGUCUGUGUGCAUUGUAAUGAAUGAAUAUGUCACUCAGUUUAACAGUGUGGCUCGCUGAUGUGUUUUGAAUUAAGCUCUAUGGCACAGAGGAGUGAGCAAUAUCAGACUUUAGAUACAGACAAUACUAAAACAUAUUAUACUAAUAACAUAUACUAAUACUAAAAAUAACACACAGAUCAAUUCAUUGUUGGUUUUGGGGGAUUCAUGGGAUUUGUUGACAAUAAUAUAUAUAUAUAUAUAUAUAUAUAUAGCAGAUUCACCAGAGUUAGCACUACUUGUGGUAUCAAAAAUACACUGUAAUUGUCUAAUUUUUCCACAAACAAAAAAUCUCAUUUUUGACAUUCAAUUUGGGCACACCUUAGCUCCCAUAUCUUUUAAACAGUAAUGCCCUAACUUAACUUAGAUAUAUCUAUUCAAUGAGAUUCAAUUGUUUUUCUUCCUCAGCAUCUAAACUUGAGUGUAUUGGUUUUUAUUGUCUGUUUGACCACAACUUCAGCACAUUGCAAAUUUAAAAAACAAAAAACUAAACAAUCUGCACUUAGUUAAAUGUCCACUGUUAGAUACUGUACAGUUAAGUGUGUUUUUACCCAUGAAAACAAGUUUUAAGGUGUGUUUUAUGGUGGAAAACAAGACUAGUGUUUUAGCCGUUUUUCACCUCUGUUUAGCCAGUCACACUCAGAGUUGAGAUACUGUAGGUUGGUCAGUGAGGUUUUUCAGUGGCAUGUUUGCUCCACAAUAAUCUGGCUAUAACUGGCAAUUAUUUGGAGCUAAAUUAUACAUCUCACGGUAGUUUCAGUAUGUUGUGGAGGGCAUUGUUUCAUAUGUAACAUAUUUGCAGUCAACAUGGCGUCCAUAGUUCUUCCCCGGCCAAACACUUAUCACCCUUCUCACACUCUGUUGUGAUUGUUCACAAUGUACAGUAAGAUUUAUUAUGUUUGAUGUAGUUUUUGUAACAUUAUUUUUAGUGUACUCGAAUCCUGUGGAACACUUACAGCCAUGAACAAUCGUAUUUAAGCUAUACAGUGCCUUGACAUUACAAAGCCAAGUCAGACAACUGAAAAUAUGUUCUUACUCUGAAAAUGUUUUAUGAAUUCUCUCUUAGUCUUAACUGUUGGUUUCUGUGCUUAGUCUUACAUGGGUGCAUGUUUAUUAUCCUCUUAAAGUUUGGGCUUAAUUUGUAUUUCAUUAUGUUUUUAUUUAUAACAUUAUAUUAUGUUUUAGUUUUUUUAGUUAAUGGAAUACUGUGACAUUUUGAAUUUUGGGCUGUUAUGUUGUUUUGUCUUCAAGCGUGUGUUACAGUAUGAGUGAAAGUCAAACUGUGGGACGGGACACUGACAUUGUGGACAUUAUUCAGAUUGAUGAUGUUCAGCUAAUGAUACCCAUUCCUCAUUAAAACAGGGAAUGCAAACAGUCACUUAGAAACUGGUUGGGAAGAUAAGGGAGAAAAAAAAAGUCUCAUUAUGUAACAGGUUCUUGAUGAACAAUGAAAACUAAACAGUAUGUAGGUUCCACUCUACCAUAUAUUUAACAUACCAUGGUUUUCAGUUGAUGUUUGCAGUGACCGUAGAUGGAGAAAGAGGCUGAUUGUAAUUCCAUGCAGUGCCUUCUGUAAAGAAGUAGUUUAAUAUUUUGGGAUUUAGUUCGGACUAUGUAUUAGUUUUUUUGCUCAGAGUUAGAUGGUAAGAUUGAUACUGAUCUUAUGUCUGUACGCUAAAUAUGAAGCAUCUGCCAGCAGAAGGUUAAAUUGUCUUAGCAUAAAGACUGGGGG
Molecule: messenger RNA, 5302 nt
Organism: Morone saxatilis (striped sea-bass)
Lineage: Eukaryota; Metazoa; Chordata; Actinopteri; Moronidae
Gene: itpkb
Product: inositol-trisphosphate 3-kinase B
Exons: 12
Coding region: 320-2698 (792 amino acids)
Biological process (GO): inositol phosphate biosynthetic process
Cellular component (GO): cytoplasm; nucleus
Molecular function (GO): inositol-1,4,5-trisphosphate 3-kinase activity; inositol tetrakisphosphate kinase activity
Source: RefSeq, a predicted model, not a curated record